UCAAUCAGUAUUGCAGUAGUACUCAAGAAUAGACCUCUCAGAAUACAGUACCAUUGCAUUUCUUUAAUUUACUAUUGCCACUAUGAAGCUACUUGCAAUUAUUCUAGUCUGCUCCCAGCUGUGUCUUAAAGGGGCCCAUUCUGAAAUGCUUCCAACUUUUUGUGAUGACAGUUUAGUUGAAGCUGCUGUGGACGAGGCAAUCAAAACCUACAACAAAGAACUGGUGUCAGGCAAUCAGUUUGCACGCUACCAAAUUAUUAAUGCCAAGAAAUCUGAAAAUGGCUCACAGACAACCUACAAAGUCAAAUAUAGUGUCAGAGAAUCCAACUGCCCAGUAGGGGGAGACAAAAUCUGGCUGGAAUGUGACUACCUGCCGGAGGGUAAAGCUGAACUGCGACCCUGCACAGCUGUGGUAAAACAUUCUGAGGAAACCAACGAGGUUGUUUCAGUUGCCUGUCAUGCCCUUGACGAGGAACGUACUGUUGUUAAACAUUACCAUUGUCUUGGAUGCCCUCAGGAAAUACCGACCAAUAACACUGAACUAAUGAAGGCUUUGCAACAUGCGCUAAAAAAAUUUAACAAUGAAAGCAACUUCCCAAAACAUUUCGUCAUUUCAGCGAUCAAGAAAGCUACAAGACAGGUGGUAGCUGGGUGGAAGUACGAUGCUCAUUUUGAGAUCCAUCAGAGCAAUUGUUCAAAAGCAGAAUUUGAGGAGAUAACACCUGAAUGUCAGCCAGAAAACUCAGUUGUCGGUAAUUGCAACGCUUCAAUUUAUGUUGUACCAUGGAAAGGAGAAGUACAUCCUGAUGUAAACUGUGAAACCGAGGAAAUACCGACUGUGUUUUUAAGGAUGCCCCCAGGCAUGUCUCCCUUCCGCACUGUCCUUCUCGAUGUCGAUAACACAAAGCCCAGCGAUCUCCAAAGAGAUGGAGAUGGGGAGCAAGAAGAAGGGAAAAAAUCUUCUGAUGAAUCUAAGGAACACGUGACACAGAGUCCUGACACUCUUCCAACAGACUCCAAACAUGCUGGUGGAGAAGAAUCCCAGGAACAGGCAGCAGGAUCAGGUCCCAUUACACUUGACCCAACUGGCCCUAUAGGAUCAGGUCCUGGGCUAGUUGGAGGGCCUGGACCUGUGGAUCUGCAUCACCUGUUCCACUGCCCCAGCAAACCAUGGAAGUCUGUUGAUUCCCAUGUGGUUAUUCAUGCCCCACAGCCUGAAUCAGUUGCUGUAGUGCCUGAGGACACGUCGAAGCAAAGUGGCACAUUCAGCGAUGCCGACCUGUUGGCAGGUCUGUAAAGAGCCUGUUCACACCUUGAAGCUUGACCUCAGUGUCUUCUUGUGUAGCUGGAAAUUAGUUUGCUACUCAGUUUGGAACCUAAACAUACAUUUAAAUUUGUGUUUGAUCCCAGCUGAUGUAUUUUAUUCAAUAAAAGCCCCAUUUCACAAUCCUAGUUAAAUAAUGAAACUUAAAUAUUUCUUAAGUGCCUUUAUUUGUGAAGGAUAUAAAUAAACUAUACCCCCAAAAAUGUAUCAAGCUUGAUUACCUUGACCUUUUGUUCUGUAUGAACCACCAUAUUAGCAAAUUUUUCAGACCUUAUUUUGGUAAAUCUGUACAGUUACAAAAGGCUUUAGGUAAUUGAACACAAUUACAUGUUUUACCACUCUGACUUGUAUUAAAAAAGACACUGUGCAUUUUUAAAGGGUGCAAAGUCUUACUAAAAGGUGUACUGCUCUGUAUGUCAAUGUUGAAAAGUGUCUCACUUCAUAAUAAAAUUGUGUUUAAAACUG
This is a messenger RNA of Acipenser ruthenus (sterlet), 1789 nucleotides long. RefSeq names its product kininogen-like. The transcript is spliced from 7 exons. Gene Ontology annotation, molecular function: cysteine-type endopeptidase inhibitor activity. The record is from RefSeq and is a predicted model, not a curated record. NCBI's taxonomy places the organism in Eukaryota, Metazoa, Chordata, Actinopteri, Acipenseriformes, Acipenseridae. The coding region runs from base 83 to 1297 and encodes 404 amino acids. Gene Ontology annotation, biological process: negative regulation of endopeptidase activity; negative regulation of blood coagulation; positive regulation of cytosolic calcium ion concentration. Gene Ontology annotation, cellular component: extracellular region; blood microparticle.